Messenger RNA from Volvox carteri f. nagariensis, 693 nucleotides. RefSeq lists its product as uncharacterized. NCBI's taxonomy places the organism in Eukaryota, Viridiplantae, Chlorophyta, Chlorophyceae, Chlamydomonadales, Volvocaceae. The record is from RefSeq and is a predicted model, not a curated record. The annotation marks the transcript as partial. The transcript is spliced from 7 exons. Gene Ontology annotation, cellular component: cytosol. Gene Ontology annotation, biological process: proteolysis. Gene Ontology annotation, molecular function: serine-type endopeptidase activity; tripeptidyl-peptidase activity.
UGGAAUCUGGAUCGAAUCGACCAGCGGAGGCUACCCCUGGAUGGCGUAUACCGCUUCGGCUCGGCGGGCCAAGGCGUCACAAUCUACAGCGUCGAUAGCGGCAUAUACGUCGACCACAACGAGUACGACUUUGUGGACGGCGAUGACAUGGCGGCUGACUGCGAUGGUCAUGGCACCCACGUUGCCUCAACCGCGGUGGGCCGCAGUGUGGGGGUGGCGCGGGGAUCAAGGCUGGUAUCGGUUCGAGUGUUGGACUGCAAUGGCAGUGGGACCAUCGCAGAUACCGUCGCUGGCCUGGAUUGGGUGGCGCGCAAUGCAAAGCUCCCGGCGAUCGUCAUGAUGUCCCUGGGGGUGCCGGCAGGAUCCUGGUCCGAAGUAUUGUCGGAGGGUGUACGAUCACUCGUACGGAAGCACGGCAUUGUCGUGGUGGUGGCGUCCGGCAAUUCUGCCAUGGACAGCUGCCGCGUGGUGCCCGCGAACGUGCCCGAGAACAAGUUCGGACCGGGGCCCCGGGAGGGUCAGGAGUCCAUGUACCAGUGGGCCAACACGGGCGCCUGUGUGGAUUUGUUCGCGCCUGGGGUGGAGAUAUUCGGGGCUUACCGAUGCUCCGCCAUAACUCCGACGUCGUACACGUGGGCCUCUGGAACAUCUAUGGCAGCUCCGCUGGUAGCUGGUGUAGCGGCGCUGUACCUU